This is a messenger RNA of Dinoponera quadriceps, 3576 nucleotides long. RefSeq lists its product as uncharacterized. The transcript has 6 exons. NCBI's taxonomy places the organism in Eukaryota, Metazoa, Arthropoda, Insecta, Hymenoptera, Formicidae. Bases 1 to 3576 code for a protein of 1191 amino acids. The record is from RefSeq and is a predicted model, not a curated record.
AUGAAGGAACACGGGAACAAGCAUCCGGCGGAGCCGGCGACGAAGACGCUCAAGUCGCUGCUGAAGAAGCCGGGUCAGACGAAGGCCAAGUCGCAGAAGCACCGCGUGGUGAUCAACGAGAAGCUGAACGAGUUCUUCGCGGCGGACUACAUAAUACUGAUCAAGGAGGAGUGCUGCGCCGAUUACGAGGAGGACUGCGACUGCUGCUACCAGGAGCACGAGUUCAUGCGGCUGGGCAAUUGCAAGGAAUGCCGGGCGGAAUUGAACCUGCACUUCGGCAUCGGCAACGGUAGGUACGGCGGCGAGCUGGAGGAGGAGGAGCGGGAGGACGAGGAAGAAGACGAGGAGAAGAACGGGAAGGUAGAGAGGGUGGUGGUGGCGGCGGCGGCGACGACGACGACGACAACGUCGGUGGAAGGGAAGGACGCGAACGAGCGGGAGGACGCGGAGGACGCCGUGGCGAAAGGACGCCGGCCGAAGGAUUCCCAGGAGGAGAACGGAACCGUGGUUCCGCCACCGCCGCCGCCGCCGCCGCGGCACGAGCAGCAGGAAACGCUCAGCCCGCCGGAGGGUUACAAAGACGUGUGCUCGAACAACGAGAUCCCGGACGAGCCGGAGCAACGUCGUGCGCCGGCCGCGUGCACCGAGUGCAAUUACUACCAGCAACAGGCAGCGGAGUGCGAAUCCCAGGCGAAGGAUCAUGGAAAUGAGCAGAACGCAGCGCAGGAUAGCAAAGAUAGCAGCACGGCGCAAGACGGUUGCCAAAGAAACUUGCAAGAGAGAUUGGAUAAGCAGCAGCAGCAGCACCGGGCGUCUCUUCCCGAUCUGCACCAUCGCUACCUCGUGGAGACAAUAACGAUGACGACCGUGACGGAACGGCGCAUCGUACGGGAAAUUAGCGAGGAGGAGCGGAAGGAUUGCUGCGGGCGAUCCGAUACGGACAAGGAGAGGAACAGCUGCGACGCCGUACCGAAGGAUAACGGUUUUAAUCCGGCCCUUUGUCCGCCGACGAGCGAGCCGGCGACGGUCGUUCACGAGAACGCGUCGAGCGCCGGCGUGCGGUGCAACGAGCCGGUGGACGUCAGAGAGGAUCGUGACGGCGGCGAGGCCAAAAAUCCGGGCGGCGACAAAAGAGAGCCGACGGAAGAAGCGGAACGCGUGAGCGAUCAAACGACGGCGGGCGAGCAGGAGGCGAAAGAGCUGUCGCUCGUGUUCAAGCUCGGCAACGUGUCCCUCGCCAGCAACAGCUUGAAGCCGAACUCCGCGGUGAGACAGCUCUUUCCCAACCCGAAGUUCAUCUCGCCGCCGCCGGCGCCGCACAGCCAGGACGAGGCGCAGAAAUUCCUCAUCACCGCCGAGAGUUUACGGCUGUUCGAGGCGGUGAAGAAGACCCCGGGCGGCUCGUACGAGUCGCCGGAGUGCGAGUCCGGCUCGAUCAAGCGGUCGAUCGAGCGCAACACGCUGCGGCGCAGCCUGAUCGGCAAGUACAGCACGAUCUCGCGCAAGGCGAAGAGCGCGCGGCCGAAGAAUCUGUCGCUGGAGGAGCGCAUCAGGCAGUUAACGUGCGUCGACCAAGAGGAGGAGGGCGUGGACACGACCGACAGCUCGGACAACGCCGGCGCGGACCUGCCGAUACGCACGUCGCCGUUGGGCGAGGAACGGCCUAUGAGCGAGCUGCCGUCGGCGGCCCCGACGGAAACCACUGCCACCCUGACGAUGGUGUCGACGCGAUCGGGCUCCCUGACGGCGGCGACCACCACCGCGGCGACCACCACCGCGGCGAGCGCGACGGUGACGGACAAUCCGCCGAAUCAGUCGACCUACAGGAAAAUCACCGACCUGUUCGCGCACAAGAAGAAUCUGCCGGAUCUCGGGAUCGGCGGCAGGAACCUGCUGGCGAAGGAGUGCCAGUCGAAGAACCCGCUGUCCAAGAUGAACUCGGACGUGCGGAGGCAACUGUUGGCCAGCCUCGCGCCGCUCUCGUGUGUCGCCAUCAGCAGCGCCGACAACCAGGACGACUACUACCGCGGCGAGCCGCCGAGGAUACUGGCGAGUCGCGAGUCGAUCGGCUACAACUCGGACUCGUCCUACAGCUUGGAGGACAUCGAGGCCGUGCUGAACGGCGAGGACGGGAAGUACGCCGGCCAGCCGGACGUGACCAAGUGCACGCCGGUCGGCAGCAGGCCCGACAUCGGCGACAACAGCGCCGACGAGCUGCUCGCCUUCGUCGAGCAGGACAAGCCGAGGAUGGAGCGGAUCAAGCGACGCUACAACGACGCGGAGGAGCGUCACUCCUUCAUCAACGGCUACCACACCGAGGACAAGUCGGUGAACACCGACGGGGCGGAAGAGGACGACGAAGACGACGAGCUGAACGACUACGGCUUCAACCGGCGACCCUCGGUGACGGGCAUCAAGCAGCAGUACGAAGCGAACGAGAGCGUCGGGCAUCGCGCGCGGCCAGCGGUGAACAAUUUCGCGAGGUCCGGCUCGAUGGUAUGGCCGCCGCCGGUCUACGACGUCAACGGCGAGAAGGACGCGGCCGGCGACGGCGACGAGGCGGCGAUCGGCAGCUUCGAGCGCGACACGAACACGAUCAAUCGGAUAAACACGAUGCAGCGGCAGAUCGACGACAUCUACCAGACGAUCGCGGAGAGCACGGCGAACCUAGACGGCGCCGCGAUCCCGCCGCGGCAGUUCAUGCAGCGGCGCAAUCCGGCGGUGACGAUCGCCAAUUACCACUGCAACGUGCAGCUGCCGAGCGGCGCGGUGCCGGUCAACACCAAGUGCUACCGCACCAUGUACUUCGUGCCGUACAGCGGCAUGUCGGACCCGACUUACCAGAACAUACAGCGCAUCCUGCCGCCGCACUCCUCGCCGAACUACGCCAGUCACAUCGAGCGGUACCCGUACCCGCGUCUCGGCAAGACCGCCGGCCAGCAACAGGCGCUCUAUUACACGGCCGGUCGUUCCGCCGCGUCCCCGCCGGUACCGCCGCCGCCGCCGCCNGUGCAUCAUCCCCACCAGCCCGGUGUGGCGUUCUCGCCGCACCACCCCGUGCAGUUCCAUCAUCACCACCACGAGAUGAUGACGUCGUACCGCGUGCCGACGCCGCCCUCCUACACGGUGAUCGCGCCCUCCAGGUGCGUGCCGGCGAGCAAUCAGGACGGCUAUCCGCUGUACCAGGCGCACCUGGGACGCGGCGGGGUAACCGCUGCGGAUGUGCAGACUCAGACGAUCUCUUUGCCGGGCGUCAAGAGCUGCGAGCAGCCGAGCCUGGGGACGUCCUUCGGCGCGAACGGCAGCGUCAGCCCGCUCGCCUGCUCCGCGGCGACGUCCUCGACGGUCGUCUCCUCGGCGACGGUGAUGCAACUGCCGCCGCGAGCCGCCACGUGCGCGCUGACGGAACGCGGCGCGCCCGAGGGUGCGGCCAGCAUGCCCGCCCGGGACUUCCAGCAGUCGGCGGCGCCGCCGCACGUUCUGCUCGUUUCCAACUCCUACGUCGACCCCGGCAGCCUCGUGCCCACGCCGACCAACAGCGCGCCCAACACCGUGUACUACGCCAUGAACGUGUGA